Molecule: messenger RNA, 810 nt
Organism: Mastomys coucha (southern multimammate mouse)
Lineage: Eukaryota; Metazoa; Chordata; Mammalia; Rodentia; Muridae
Product: keratin-associated protein 10-3-like
Exons: 2
Coding region: 1-810 (269 amino acids)
Cellular component (GO): keratin filament
Source: RefSeq, a predicted model, not a curated record
AUGGCCGCCUCCACCAUGUCUGUCUGCUCUGAUGCUUGCACCAACUCCUCCUGGCAGGUGGAUGAUUGCCCAGAGAGCUGCUGUGAGCCCAGCUGCUGUGCCCCAAGCUGUUGCCAACCCAGUUGUUGCCAGUCCAGCUGCUGUGCCCCCAGCUGCUGCCAGCCCACUUCCUGCCUGACCCUCGUCUGUACCCCAGUGAGCUGUGUGUCCAGCCCCUGCUGCCAAUCUUCCUGCUGCACACCCUCAUGCUGCCAGCAGUCUAGCUGCCAGCCAGCUUGCUGCACCUGCUCCCCCUGCCAGCAGCCCUGCUGUGUGACCCUCUGCUGCAAGCCUGUCUGCUGCACACCCAUCUGCUGUGGACCAUGCUGCCAGCAGUCUAGCUGCCAGUCCUCAUGCUGUCAACCCCCCUGCUGUGUGCCUGUGUGCUGCAAGCCUGUCUGCUGCACACCCAUCUGCUCUGGGUCAUGCUGCCAGCAGUCUAGCUGCCAGUCCUCCUGCUGUCAACCCUCCUGCUGUGUGCCUGUGUGCUGCAAGCCUGUGUGCUGCACACCCAUCUGCUCUGGCUCCUCUUCCUGCUGCCAGCCCUCCUGCUGUGCUCCUGUGUGCUGCAAGCCUGUGUGCUGCAAGCCCUGCUCCAGCGUGUCCCUGCUGUGCCGCCCUGUGUGCAGACCUGCCUGCUGUGUGCCCACCUCCUCCUGUUGUGCUUCCUCCUGCCAGCCCAGCUGCUGUCGCCCAACCUCCUGUGUGUCCCUGCUGUGCCGCCCUGCCUGCUCCAGACAGGCCUGCUGUGGCCAGAAGUCCAGCUGCUGA